AUGCCGCAAGAGUUGCGCGUUGUCCGUUGCAUCCAGUGCUUGAAAUAUCAGGUGGAUAUUGUCAAAAAAGUCAACAACUGGUCGUGCAAAGUGUGCAACGUGAAGCAAUCGUUGGCGAGGGAAUUUUACCGUGGUGCCGGCAAGGAGUGUCGCUCCAUUGUGCAGGAGUUAGAAGCUCGGAACAUUAUCACCGACCAACGGGAACAGGAAACGGUUCGGCUCGUAUUGAGUGGUGCAAUUCAGCUUCCGGAACCAUCUGUCUCAUUAGCAGCGGCAGAAGAAAGCGAAUCAUGUGUUGCCGGACCAACCGAUGAACUUAAAGAAAAGCCCUGGGGCAAGGUUAAAAAUGAAAACAGCGAUGAUAUGCAGCUGCAUGAUGACUCCGAUAUACACUGUCCGAAUGAUGCGUUUAUUCGCGAACGAAGGAACGUUGUUUCCAGAGUAGUCACGGCGCCGAAAAAUAACAAUUGGACCAUUUACGAAAGUGCUGGUGCUGAGUCUUCGUCUUGGAAAGCUAUCGUCGCGCAAAGAUUUGAUCAGAACGCAGGCGAUGAACAAAUAUUGGAGAGCAGAAACGGUUCCACAAACCAUUCACUAUCGUCACAGGUAGAUAUUUCUCAGCAACAUCAACCCCUUUCCCACUUUCAUCACAAACAAGGCCUCAACAGACCUACUGGUUCGCCUCUGUCAAGCCAAGAAUGCGGAGAAAUGAAUCAAAUUGGAAGAAAUAGCGGAACCAAGCGAAAGCAUUUAAACGGAUGUACGAAUCCCCUUAUGAACUUCGCCAAGCGGGGCAAUAAUAGUGAAGCCAGGAACAGGAUCGAUCUCGGUCCCAUUGUUGCAAAAGAAGAUUCUUUACCGCAAACACUUGCAAACCAGGAAACUGAAGCGUUAUCCAAGUGGCCAACAUUCGUUAAGCCUGACACUCAAACAGAUGAAAGUGGAGAUGAAAUGCUAGUUUUCUAGUGAAAAAAUUCAAAUGCACUUUUUACAGAGCCAGGUUGUUACAGCGAAGCCAGUGUUUUGUAUUCUGUUGCUAAAGUACCAAAAAAUAAAUUAC
Anopheles cruzii is the source of this 1060-nucleotide messenger RNA. RefSeq lists its product as uncharacterized. The record is from RefSeq and is a predicted model, not a curated record. The transcript has 2 exons. Gene Ontology annotation, molecular function: chromatin binding. Gene Ontology annotation, biological process: mitotic G2 DNA damage checkpoint signaling. Lineage: Eukaryota; Metazoa; Arthropoda; Insecta; Diptera; Culicidae. Gene Ontology annotation, cellular component: nucleus. Bases 1 to 966 code for a protein of 321 amino acids.